Molecule: messenger RNA, 1854 nt
Organism: Hypoxylon trugodes
Lineage: Eukaryota; Fungi; Ascomycota; Sordariomycetes; Xylariales; Hypoxylaceae
Product: phosphoethanolamine cytidylyltransferase-like protein
Exons: 3
Coding region: 138-1478 (446 amino acids)
Biological process (GO): phosphatidylethanolamine biosynthetic process
Cellular component (GO): cytoplasm
Molecular function (GO): ethanolamine-phosphate cytidylyltransferase activity
Source: RefSeq, a predicted model, not a curated record
UCAGAUCAAUAAACUCCAACCAAGUUGGGCAGGUGCAGCUUGUAAACCUAGCUGUCAUUUCUUAUUUCGAACUAACAUACAUAAUAGGGUCUAUUCUUUUUUUAAACCUUUCAUCCUAAAAAGGGUAUUUACUUACCAUGAGUUCGGAACAAGAGGUUCUAUCUGGACCACCAGCCCCAGAGCUUCUAGACGAUCGAAUUUGGGUCGAUGGGUGCUGGGAUUUCUUCCACCACGGCCAUGCCGGUGCUAUGUUACAAGCCCGUCAACUCGGCACCGAGUUAUAUGUUGGUGUGCACUCCGACGAGGCCAUCCUAGAGAAUAAAGGACCAACGGUCAUGAAUCUACGGGAACGGCUCGCUGCCGUAGAUGCUUGUCGCUGGGUUACCCGAUCCGUCGCAUACGCGCCAUAUGUUACGCAGCUAGAUUUCAUAAGUCACUUCGGUUGCAAGUAUGUGGUGCACGGAGACGACAUUACUUCGGACAGUAGCGGUGAGGAUUGCUAUCGAUUCGUGAAGGCGGCUGGUCGUUUCAAGGUGGUUAAGCGCACACCGAGUAUAUCGACAACUGACCUUGUUGGGCGCAUGUUGCUGUGUACUAGAACGCACUUCAUUAAGUCGCUAGAAAAUGUGCUCGCCGGCACGGAGGGUAGCGGUACCGCAACUGAGAAAAAGUCGGAGGGGGAGGCUAUGCAAAAUCGAAUCCAUCAAUAUGCGACCGACGAAUCUGGGAAGAACCCUGGCGCCGACGUAUACUUCUGGUCAGCUUCCAACGCUGCGAAAACUGAAACCACAGAAGAAAAGGGCGCGUUCCGUCCGUUGCUCAAGGGCUCGGGUCCGAAGCCAGGCCAAAGGGUAGUCUACGUCGAUGGAGGGUUUGAUUUAUUUUCUAGUGGACAUAUCGAAUUCCUCCGUCAAGUCGUAUUGGCUGAAGAGAGUUUGGCUAAGAAAGAUGGAUGGUAUGAUCAGCAAGCUGUCGACGAACGCGUCGGUAAGGGUUCCGAUUAUGGUCCAGUUUUCGUGGUUGCAGGAGUACAUGACGAUGAGGUCAUCAACCAUUGGAAAGGUGUGAAUUAUCCGAUUAUGAAUAUCUAUGAGCGCGGCCUCUGCGUGCUUCAGUGCCGGCAUAUUAACGCUGUCAUAUUCGGUGCACCAUUCUCGCCUAGUAAAUCGUACCUUACGAGUUCUCCUUGGGGAACCCCCGACGCUGUGUACCACGGGCCAACGGCAUUCAUGCCGCUCUCGUACGACCCUUACACUGCACCAAAACAGAUGGGUAUUUUCCAGGAAGUCUCGAGUCACGAGUUCCAAGAUGUUAACGCCGGCACUAUUGUACAACGAAUUAUGAAGAGUAGAGACCUGUACGAGGAGAGACAGAGAAAGAAGGGCGUUAAAGCCGUUGGCGAGGCUGCGCAUCGACAAAGAGAGAUACUCGAGGAAGAACAGCGCCGAAAGGAGGAGAAACUAAUCUCUGCUACCUAGGUACAUAAAAACGUAUCUUUACUGGAGGUAGUUAUUCGACUUGCAUUUAAUACACGGAAAAGGAGGAUAGAGAAAGCUGAUUUGCGAAUGCUUUGCAGGUAGUUGUGGCUUCACCUACAUUAUAGAAACUAGAGCCACCCCUGUUCUACCUAUUACAUUCAUCAGCGUCUACCACAGACACACAUCCUUUAGUCCAUCUUAGCCUUAUUACUCUAUCCUCAAUUUAAAACCCCAAUUAGUACAGUACUUACAUGAUUCACCUAGAUUUGUGGUCAUCUAUCGAAAAUGGAGUUUGAUGUACUAGAGCCUGAAUAGGGUUAGGAUAAUCGAGAUUUGCGGCUCACAAUACGGCUCACUAAGUACCGGCAUCCCGAGC